AUGAAUAAAAGGAUUCGACAAAAGGGAGUACGAAUUUUGGGGUCGCAGCUGGAUAGUAAGAUCUCUGUGAAGAACCGCAAGAUAGCAAGCAUUAAUGGUAGUUCAAGAAAUCAAGGCGCGGAUGAUACCGAACUUGGAAAUUGGUAUGAUAAGUAUCGGCCCAGGCGCCUGGAUGAGGUAGCCAUACAUCGGAAUAAGCUGGAGGGGGUGCGCAAGGCCCUCGAGGCGAUGUUGUCCGGUACAUCGCAGACACGCAUACUACUUCUGACCGGGCCAGCUGGAUGUUCCAAGAGCACAGUUGUGAAACUGCUCUCCGCAGAGCUGGUUCUGCAGUAUCGAUCUGCGGCUCGCGAGGACAUGCAUCUCCCUGCCAGGGCGAAUACCUACGUAGAGUACAGCAAUGACACUGACGCGCCGCCACUGGAGCAAUUCGACGAGUUUCUCCAGCAGGCGAAGUACAGAAUAGGGCCCAAUCUUGCUGUAGCUCUGGUUGAAGAACUGCCCAAUGUUUUUCACGAGGAGACGAGGCACCGAUUUAACAUGUCUUUGCUUCAGUGGCUCUCUAUGGAGCGCGAGCUACCGCCGUUGGUAAUAUGCCUCACAGAGUGCGAGAUAAAUGAAUCCAAUCGCCGUUUUGGUAUAGACACGAUGUUUGUCGCCGAGACUCUGCUGACGAAGGAGGUUUUGACGCACCAUCUUCUUUCACGGAUAAAGUUCAAUGCUAUCAAUGCCACGCUCCUCACCAAACGGCUGCGUUAUAUCGCUGCCCGUGAGACCCAAUUUCUACCGCAUUCGAAACGAGCGCUUGUCGGAUCCUACAUCAAGGAACUGGCGGGAAGAUCAGGCGAUAUCAGAUCCGCCAUAGCUGCAUUACAGUUUUGGUGCCAUAGCGCGGGUAGCAGCGGCCUGGCACUGGGCCGUGAGUCGUCCCUAAACUAUUUCCACGCGAUAGGGAAGGUGAUAUACGGCUCCAAGGAUACUACUGAUGAUGAGACGAUUACAGCACUUACGAGUACAGGUCAUCCUGGUAGCGAAACAUUCAAGUUGGGAAUAUUGGAAAACUAUGCGAAGUUCGCAAAAGGAAACUUCCCAGUAGAUACUGCUGCCACUGUCGUGGAAGCACUAAGCACUUGCGAUCUGCUUCACCAUAGAGGUGAGUGCUUGGAAGGUUAUUCGGAGUUUGCGCUGCGGAGCGUCCGGUAUAGCCUUCUUAAGCUGAAGAAUGAUCGCGACCAGCAUGGGGCCGCUGCAUUUCCGAGAGAAUGGGCAGUUAAGGGUCACCAGGCGCGCUUUAAGUUGCAAGCAGAAGAUUUUGGAUUGGUAGAAUACCAUAAGUAUGGCCAAGUACGAAGGUUUCGUGAUAUUGUCCUAUACUACGGAUACUAUACCCCAGCUAUACGAAGUUUGAGGAGCUUCAACGGUAAGAGUUUGCGUUCCUAUAUUAAAUAUUUGCAUGACCAGAAGGAGAUAGAUAAGUUGCUUGCGAUGAAUAAAGAAUCUCUGUCUAUUGACCCAAGCAUCGACUUCCUUGAGCGACUGGGCGGGGAUCUUGGCCACGUUUCCCUGGAUUCUAGUUUGCCACCCGAACCAUCUGCUUAUUCUAGUAGGAAGAAUAUAUACAUGCGGGCUAAGCAACUUAUUACAAGGAGGGAAGAAUCUUGUCCAGAUGUCUUUCAGCUGGAUAAUGAAGAGGCGUCGCCAGAAGGUCAAGAAUUUGUCCGCGAUCCAAUAGAAGAGUCAGGCGAGGAAGAUUUUACCCUUGACGAUGAUUCGAUAUAUGAGAUAUUUUCCCAGAAACGUCCUGUUCCUGAGCAAACCGAAGGUAUUUUGCAUGAUGAGUCUCUUUCUGACUCAGACCUGGAGGACUUAUAG
Eremothecium gossypii ATCC 10895 is the source of this 1872-nucleotide messenger RNA. It is a transcript of the gene RAD24, whose product is annotated as Rad24p. The record is from RefSeq and is marked provisional. The transcript has a single exon. NCBI's taxonomy places the organism in Eukaryota, Fungi, Ascomycota, Saccharomycetes, Saccharomycetales, Saccharomycetaceae. Gene Ontology annotation, biological process: DNA repair; DNA damage checkpoint signaling; mitotic DNA replication checkpoint signaling. Gene Ontology annotation, molecular function: chromatin binding. Bases 1 to 1872 code for a protein of 623 amino acids.